AUGCCACGAUAUUUACUCUAUUUUGCUCAUGAACUGAUCGAUUUUCGUCUGGCUGAAUUAUUCAGUUUGGCUGAAAUGUUCGGUUUUCGUGAGAGUAUGACUAUUGAAAGAAAACCAGAUCAGGAUCCAUUUUUAUUAUGCACGUUUUCUAAUGUUGAUCAUCUCAAACUAUAUUCAUCUCGAUCGGUUUUGCUUAAAUCUGCUUAUGAAUAUUGGACACACGAACCAUCAUUGAUAGAUGUUGUUGAUAAAUUGAUCUUAAAUUCUGAUUUACGUCCUAAAUUGAAUGAAACAUGGCGUAUACUUGUUCAUGCAUUUCGUAGACAAUUCACACAAUCAGAUAAAAUUCAACGAAUUGAUGCAUUCAGUGAUCGUUUAAAUAUCAAAAAUAAAUUUUGUUUAAAUAAUAAAGCAGAUUGUACUGUAGGACUUUUCGAAAGUUAUGAAGAGGGACGAUUAGAACAACCAAAAGAAGUUUUUGUUGGUAGAUGGGUAUGUGAUGGCGCACGUCAUUUAAUUGAUAAAUAUGACGUUCGAAAACGUUAUUUUAUUGGUGAGUAA
Adineta steineri is the source of this 561-nucleotide messenger RNA. The record is from the annotation of a GenBank genome assembly. Lineage: Eukaryota; Metazoa; Rotifera; Eurotatoria; Adinetida; Adinetidae.